AUGCCCGGUAGACAUGAAAAAGUUAUGCCUGAAACGAGUGGUGAUGAUAACGAGAGCGGCAGCACAAGCGGUUCUGAGGUCUCUAUAGAAGAUGAGGGAGAAGAAAAUAAUCGCUCAACAGCAGGCAGCGACGAGUCAGACGAGGAGUCAGAAUCGAGCGAUGAAGAGGAAAGCUCUGAAAGUGACUCUUCUGAGAGUGAUGGUGAGAGCAGCAGCGACGAUAGCGACUCUACAGAUUCCUUAUGGGGAGCUUUCGAUGACGGUGACAAGAAGGAAACACAGGAAGCGAAUGAAGCUUCCGCUCUGUCCGACUUUCAAAGAGCACUGGAUUGUCUGGUGAAAGGGAAGAACACCGUAGCGAAGAAGAUCCUUAGACGACUUCUUACUAAUCCAUUAGUGAAGUGUUUUAACACUACAGUAUUUGAUUGGGAAGCAGAAGUAGAUGAAAGACUAUCCAAAAUGGCUCGACUUUUCGUCGGUGUUCACAAGAACCUUGCGAAGUUAGAAACCGAAAAGUCGCAGCAUUUCCUCCAGAUUUUGUCAAUGGCCCCGAAAAAUGCAGAAAUUUGGAUGAACCUCGGCUUAGAAAGCAUUAAUAGUGGUGACGUUGACUUCGCGAAGUUUGCAUUCGAGCAUGCUGAAGGACCAGAAGCCAUGGAAGCUCUGUUGAGCGUGCUAUAUUUAUCGCGGAAUUAUCACGCUUGCUUGCGUAUGGCACAAAAAUGUUUGAGCAUGGGUAUCGCAAGGGAGAAAGCGUUAUACCUGAAGGAGCGGAUCCGCUCCUUGAAUGGCCAUUACAGCGAAUUCUGUGACAAAGUUUUUGGUGAGAACAGACGAUACGAUCUGGUUGAGACGUUGGAUGACGCUACCGCGGCAAAGAUAGCACAGCGGUUGAGUGCUAUCGAAGAACGCCUUCGUGAGAUUCCAUAUGAGGAAGAAGUUCCACUUCCAAGUCCUAUCGAUAUUGAGUUCGAUGCUGAGCAGACGGUAGAUAUUGUAGCCACGUGUUUCUGUGACUUGUAUGAUCGCGUUGAGGCUUAUUCUAGUCUUUCCCUACAAAAAAUCACUUUCUCUCGUUGGGAUGACAGGAGAGAUUUGCUGGACGCGAUGUCGGCACUACAAGACAUUGUGGAAGUCAUUGAUACCGUCAGUUGUGUAAUAGAUCAGGCGUCAUCCAGGAGCGCAAAAUCGCGAUGUGCUGUAACGUCAUCGUCUCUUUCUGCAGCAACAUGUGACAGUUUCCUGCGAAGAUCGAUGCGAUAUGCUAUGGAGUUACCAUUCGAUGAAGAAAACAGCCAUCAAGAGAUGGAUACGUCAGCGACGUGCCGUCUCGACGGGUCCCUGCCCCCUCUGGAGUUGGCCAGCACAUUGGGCAUCCGUGUUCAGUCAAUUGUACCCUUGAAAGACGAGCUUUUACGAAGACCGUCUCGGACUCCAAGUCCAGAACUCUGUCGAGAAUACUUCGAUAGUGAUCUGCUUUUGUACCUGCUGAUGACAACUCUUAAAGGCGAAAGCUGGACUAUUUUUGAAUUACUAGGAGAACCACAAGCUCGAGACUACUGUAUUCGGUGGCAUUACAAUGAAAAAUGGACUGAUCGGGAGCUGUUGCAGCGCUUCAUUCUUAGCCAUAGUAAAGCGAUUACUGAUGAAACGAUAAAGUGA
This is a messenger RNA of Cooperia oncophora, 1662 nucleotides long. The record is from the annotation of a GenBank genome assembly. Lineage: Eukaryota; Metazoa; Nematoda; Chromadorea; Rhabditida; Trichostrongylidae.